AUGUUUCAACCGCUGACUUUUUUGUUAGUGACUUUGGGUGUAAUUGCCGCGUAUGUUCCAAGAGGUUUGGAUAAUUGUAGAAGAGAUAUCAAUGUUGAGAAAGGGACUACUUUGUGUCACAUACGAACACUCGAAAAUAAUGCGUCGAAUCUUGUAUCAGCUCCUUCGGAAAGUACGAAACGUUUAACCGUUGAGUGCAAUCAACUGCUGCUUUUUGAAAGUUAUCUUGAAGCAAACUAUUUUCAAAGAUUUAUAACGUUAGAGGAACUAACGAUCGCGAACUGCAAACUUCUUCGGAUACCUGGCAACGCUUUUGAAGGAUUACGUGAAUUAAAAAAGUUAUCGAUAAGAUCUAAAAACUACGACUGGAGUCCCAACAAAAAUUUGGAGCUAUCACUUGGAACUUUUAACGGCUUACGUGAAUUACAGACACUCGACUUAGGACAAAAUAAUCUUAAAGUUAUACCACCUGAUGUAUUUUGUGCUUUAGAUAGUUUGCAAAUAUUAAAUGUUACCCAAAAUAGAAUCAAAAACAUUGACCGUUUAGGCUUUGGAAAAAAUUGUGGUUCAGGCCUUAGAAGUUUAGACAUUAGUUAUAAUGAACUUAAAUCAUUAAGCGAUGAUUCGGAAAUUUCAAGCCUUCGGCGACUAGAAGAGCUCAGAUUACAAUAUAAUAAUAUAAGUGAUAUCUCUAGUGAAAUAUUUAAUGGACUAAUAUCAUUACGGAUUUUGAAUAUUUCCCAUAAUAACCUGCAGUUAAUACCUGAGGGCACGUUCACAAACACGAAAGAGUUACGAGAAAUAUAUCUGAAUAAUAACCAGCUAUUUGAAUUAGCCAGAGGCGUUUUCCACCGAUUAGAACAGCUGCUUGUAUUAGAUUUAUCGAAUAAUCAACUCUCAAGCGCUCACAUCGAUGGCGGAACAUUUAUUGGUCUUAUACGCUUAGUCAUUCUGAAUUUAUCCAAUAACGCUUUGACGAGGAUAGAUGGUAAGACAUUUAAAGAUUUAUUCUUUCUUCAAAUAUUAGAUUUAAGAAAUAACUCGAUUGGAUAUAUCGAAGAAAAUACAUUUCUUCCUUUGUACAAUUUGCAUACCUUAAAUUUAGCUGAGAAUCGAUUACAUACGAUUGACGAGUUCCUUUUCAACGGAUUAUUUGUUCUCAGUAAAUUAAAUUUAAAUAAUAAUUUACUUAUUACCAUCGAUCAGAAAGCGUUUAAGAACUGUUCUGAUUUGAAAGAGUUAGAUCUAAGUUCAAAUCAAUUAAUAGAUGUCCCUUCCGCUAUAUGGGAGUUAUCACUUUUAAAAACUUUGGAUUUGGGGGAAAAUCAAAUAUCAGAUAUCAAAAAUGGCUCGUUCAAAAAUUUAGAUCAACUAACCGGUUUAAGAUUAAUUGAUAAUCAAAUUGGAAACCUUAGUGUUGGUAUGUUUUGGGAUUUACCGAGUCUUCAAGUAUUAAAUUUGGCAAAAAAUAAAAUACAAGCCGUGGAGAGAGGAAGUUUUACACGAAAUAAGCAAUUAGAAGCCAUACGAUUAGAUGGUAAUUUUAUAUCCGAUAUUAAUGGAGUAUUUUCAGCAGUCUUAAGUUUGCUUUGGUUGAAUUUAUCAGAAAAUCAUCUAGUAUGGUUUGACUAUGCAUUUAUACCUGGCAACUUAAAGUGGUUAGAUAUUCAUGGAAAUUUUAUCGAGCACUUAGGAAAUUAUUACAAAAUUCAAGAUGAAAUACGAAUAAAAACAUUGGAUGUGAGUCAUAAUCGCAUUGUAGAAAUAUCUCCAUUAGCAAUUCCAAAUAGCGUUGAAUUGCUAUUCAUAAAUAAUAAUCACAUAAACAAUAUACAAGUGAACACGUUUAUGGAGAAGCGCAAUCUUACUAGAGUUGAUAUUUACGCAAAUGAGAUAUCUCAUUUAGAUAUCAACAGCCUCCGGUUAUCGCCAGUCCCCUCAAACAAGUCGUUGCCAGAGUUCUAUAUAGGAGGAAAUCCGUUUGAUUGCGAUUGCUCAAUGGAGUGGUUGCCUUUAAUAAACAAUAUGACUGCUACGAGACAGUAUCCGAGAAUAAUGGAUCUUGAGAAUGUUUUAUGUAAAAUGACUCAUACUAGAGGUGUUACACAUAUACCGCUAAAUAACUUGAAAUCAACAGAUUUCUUAUGUACGUAUGAGACCCAUUGUUUUACACUAUGCCACUGUUGUGAUUAUGUUGCAUGCGAUUGCCAAAUGACUUGUCCCAAUAACUGCUCUUGUUACCACGAUCCGACCUGGCAUACAAAUGUAGUCGAUUGUUCCAGUCAAAGUGCUAUCGAAAUACCGGAAAAAAUUCCUAUGGAUGCAACCGAAGUCUAUUUAGACGGGAACGACUUUAAAGAAUUGCAAAAUUAUGCAUUCAUCGGCAGAAAAAAUAUGAGAUCACUUUAUGUAAAUUCAAGUAAAGUUGAAAAUAUACAUAAUAGAACAUUCUCUGGCUUAUCUUCACUCGUUAUAUUACAUCUCGGGAAUAACAAACUGGAACAUCUAAAUGGAUAUGAGUUCGAACAUUUAACUCAGCUAACUGAACUUUAUUUACAAGACAAUUUUAUCAGUCAUAUUGCUAAUGCAACGUUUUUACAUCUAAUCUCAUUGAAAAUUUUAAGACUAGAUGGAAAUAGAUUAGUUGACUUCUACAUAUGGAGUUUAACGAUGAAUAAAAACUUAAACAGUAUUUCAAUAGCCAAUAAUAUGUGGUCGUGCAAAUGUAGAUAUUUACAGAGAUUUACCGCAUUUAUAGCGGAAAAUGUCGGUAAGAUUACCGAUAUAGCUGAUAUUUGGUGUACAAACAUAGGAAGCCCUUCAUCGCAAAGGAAAGAAUUGAACCUUAAUGGUACAAUAUGUAGCGACUAUUACGCAAGUGAAUCAGGACUCGAUAACAUGUUAAUAUCUAAUUAUUUGCCAAUGAUGGUGACGUCGUUUAUGGGAUUUAUGUUAAUUUUACUCGUCACUCUUGUUACAUUCUUAUUUAGAGACACGAUUAGAAUAUGGCUUUAUUCAAGCUGUGGCAUAAGAUUUUUUCCAUUUGCCGGAGGUUAUGACGAAACUGACAAAUUAUAUGAUGCGUACGUGUGUUACAGUCCUAAAGAUGAUGACUUUGUUAUUCAAACUUUAGCUGCUGAAUUAGAAAAUGGAAGUCCCUCAUACCAUCUCUGUUUACAUUAUCGAGAUAUACCGCAACAUGGUGCUGCUUAUAUGCAGUAUACUUUACCACUACCUGAGGCAGCAGAAGCGUCCAAACGUAUUAUAAUUGUGUUAACAAGAAAUUUCUUAGAAACAGAAUGGUCUCGAUAUGAAUUUAGACAAGCACUACACGAGUUAUUAAAACCUAGAAUUUAUACUUUAGUUCUCAUUGAAGAAAGUUCUGUCUUGAACGAAGCCGAAUGCGAUCCGGAUUUAAGGCCAUACUUAAAAACAAGCUUAAGAAUAAAAUGGGGUCAAAACAAAUUUUGGGAGAAGAUACGCUAUGCGAUGCCCGAUCGGAGGUAUAAAUCAAAGUCAUCUAGUUUUAGAAACAAUAUAAAUUCUUACACCAUGCGCAGUGGAAUGCAAAAUGGUACGAUGAGAUCCUUUUCUUUUACUGAUAAGAUGCGGGGGUCCGGUGAUACUGUAAAUGCUACACCAGAGUUCAUAGAAAGUCGACCUCAACAUCCGCAGCCUUUGUACGGGUCGGAUGGAAGACCACCCUCGGACCACAUAUAUUCAUCGAUCGACUCAGAUUACUCAUCAUUAGAGCUAGGAGGAAAUAAUCCAAAUCGGAGACGAGACUUCAGGCAUUGGCCGCCACCGCCUCCUAUAAUUGACACUCAACAUUCGGGUCAAGCCUACCUUGUCUAGUCUACGCUUUUAAAAUAAAUAUUAAAAUCAUUUAAACGAAGCUUCUUGUGUAAAUUGUUAUAAUUGCAUCGUGCUUUAUCAAAUAAUUAAGAUUUUAAUCUAUUUUUGUAAUUCCUAGCCAUUCGAUUGGGUGUUGAUUUCUUAAAGUUGGUGUAAAUAAAUUCUAUAAGACUGCUGUAGAAUAUGUGAAUUUUGUAAAUAAUUUGUAAAUAGAUGUCUAUAUAAGUCACAGUAUACCUAUUUAUAUACUUUAAUAAAGCCAUUGUGAUAAUUUUUGCAUAAA
Melitaea cinxia (Glanville fritillary) is the source of this 4138-nucleotide messenger RNA. Its product is annotated as toll-like receptor 7. Gene Ontology annotation, molecular function: protein binding. Gene Ontology annotation, biological process: signal transduction. NCBI's taxonomy places the organism in Eukaryota, Metazoa, Arthropoda, Insecta, Lepidoptera, Nymphalidae. The coding region runs from base 1 to 3855 and encodes 1284 amino acids. The record is from RefSeq and is a predicted model, not a curated record. The transcript has a single exon.